Molecule: messenger RNA, 414 nt
Organism: Anneissia japonica
Lineage: Eukaryota; Metazoa; Echinodermata; Crinoidea; Comatulida; Comatulidae
Exons: 2
Coding region: 1-414 (137 amino acids)
Source: RefSeq, a predicted model, not a curated record
AUGAAGUCAUUGUUUGAGGAAGGUGUUAGUCUCGCUAAGCGAACAAUAGAUCUGUGCAAAGAUGCAGGAUUUCGCUUGCAUAAAUUUGUGGCAAACAAUGAAGAGGUGUUAAAAUCGUUGCCAAGCAGUUCAGUGGCUGAUGGAUGCAAACAGUGGAGCACACUUCCUACAGAACGAACCCUGGGUAUACUCUGGGAUGCUGGUUCAGAUGCCUUUCAAUUUAGUUCCUGUGUUCGAGAACGCCCUUCCACUCGUAGAGGUGUCUUAUCUAUGGUGAGCUCAAUUUUUGACCCUCUAGGGUUUCUUUCACCAUAUGUUUUGAAUGACAAGAAGAUACUGCAACAUCUGUGUACCAAUGAAUCUGAUUGGGAUCAACCAAUUCCAACAAGUGUCGAGCAGAAGUGGAAGCAGUAG